UAGGAGCAGAGGAAGCCGGGCGGCCAUCUUGGAUCAUCCAGGAGCGGCGGCGUUGUUGCCGCCGCCGCUGCUGCUGUGGCUACUGGUUGAGAGAGAGAGAGAGAGAGAGAAAGAGAGAGAGAGAGCCGAGGGAGCUGGUUUGGCGGCGGCAGAGGGUUCUCUUCUUACAGUGUUUCCAACCCGGCAAAGCCUCCAGGCUGUGACGGGAAGGGUCUUUCUCCUUGGGUCUUGAGCCUUCCCCUUUGGGAUAGGGGAUAGUAGGCAGCGGAGGAGUUGGAAUUCUCCCGGAGAAGAAGGAAGAGGAGGGAGCGCGAUUAAGACAUGAGAGCCCGAGGCCCGGUGAAGCGAUCCGUGUAGAGUUAGAAAACGGCUGAGGGCUUGGCCCGCUUCCCUUUGACCAGCUCUGGGUGGUGGUUCUUUCGCAGCCCACAGUGGUUGCGCGGAAAGCGGCGGCUGCUUUCCCACUUUUCCUUCCUCAGCAAGCUGCUAGUUGGGCUGUACCGUAUUGCUGCAGCGCCCUGCACCUCUCGCCUUGCCCGCUCCCAUCUCUCCCGGCUCCUCGCUUUUUCUUUCCUCUUAACGGCACCGGACAAUUUUUUUGGCCCGUUUUUUUUUUUUUUUUUUGGUGCUCUGUGAGAAGCUCCUCUAAUCUGUCGUCCCCACCUUCUAAAGACCGUAAUCUCUCUAUAAGAUGAUACCUGAAGAUUCCCAGGGGGAUAUAAUGCUCCAUUAUCAGACUGGAAGAUAGAUGAGAAAGAGGGGGUAGCGGUGGUGGAGAAAAAAAAAAUCACUCAAAUUUCUCUUCCCCCCCGUACUACCUUUUCCUUAGAUGGUGGCACUUGAUAACUGCUAUCAUGCUGUAAAAUCACAUUUUUUUUGUAAAUAUAUAUAUGUAUAUGUGUUCGGAGGGAGGGAGGUGUUAGGAUUUUUUUAUUUUAUUUUUAUAUAAUAAAUAGUUGGAUUUUGCCAUUGCAAACGGUGCUUCAGCUAAGUGAAUGAAAAUGUCUACUAGAACUCCAUUGCCCACGGUGAAUGAACGGGACACUGAAAACCAUACCUCUCACAGUGAAGGACGACAGGAAAUUUCCUCCCGCACUAGUCGGUCUGGGGCUCGCUGUAGGAAUUCUAUAGCUUCUUGUGCAGAUGAGCAGCCUCAUAUUGGAAAUUACAGACUCCUUAAGACAAUUGGAAAGGGAAAUUUUGCAAAAGUGAAGCUGGCCAGACACAUCCUUACUGGCAGAGAGGUUGCAAUAAAAAUAAUUGACAAAACUCAAUUGAAUCCAACUAGUCUACAAAAGCUGUUUAGGGAAGUAAGGAUAAUGAAGAUUUUAAAUCAUCCUAACAUAGUUAAAUUAUUUGAAGUAAUUGAGACUGAAAAAACACUCUACUUAAUCAUGGAAUAUGCAAGUGGAGGGGAGGUAUUUGAUUAUCUAGUUGCACAUGGAAGAAUGAAGGAAAAAGAAGCAAGAGCAAAAUUUAGACAGAUAGUAUCUGCAGUGCAGUAUUGCCACCAAAAGCAUAUUGUUCACAGAGAUCUCAAGGCUGAAAAUCUAUUACUUGAUGCAGACAUGAACAUUAAAAUAGCCGAUUUUGGUUUUAGUAACGAGUUUACAGUUGGUAAUAAACUGGACACAUUUUGUGGCAGUCCUCCCUAUGCUGCUCCAGAACUCUUCCAAGGCAAGAAAUAUGAUGGACCUGAAGUAGACGUUUGGAGCUUAGGUGUCAUUCUUUAUACUCUUGUGAGUGGAUCUCUGCCUUUUGAUGGACAGAACCUAAAGGAACUCAGAGAGAGAGUGUUAAGAGGAAAAUACAGGAUUCCUUUCUACAUGUCAACAGAUUGUGAAAACCUGCUAAAACGUUUCCUGGUGCUAAAUCCAACUAAAAGAGGCACUCUUGAGCAAAUAAUGAAGGACAGAUGGAUCAAUGCAGGACACGAGGAUGAUGAACUUAAACCUUUUGUGGAACCAGAAUUAGACAUCGCAGACCAGAAGAGAAUAGAUAUUAUGGUUGGAAUGGGAUAUUCUCAAGAAGAAAUUCAGGAAUCUCUCAGUAAAAUGAAAUAUGAUGAAAUCACUGCUACAUACUUACUACUGGGGAGGAAAUCAUCAGAGUUGGAUGCUAGUGACUCAAGCUCUAGCAGCAACCUUUCUCUUGCUAAAGUCAGGCCAAGUAGCGAUCUCAACAAUAGCACUGGACAGUCUCCACAUCACAAAGUUCAAAGAAAUAUAUCUUCUAGCCAGAAGCAGCGAAGGUACAGCGACCAUGCUGGUCCAUCUAUUCCUCCAGUAGUAGCAUAUCCUAAAAGGAGCCAGACAAGUACUACUGACAAUGACCUCAAAGAAGAAGGGAUUCCAUCAAGGAAGUCCAGCAGCAGUGCAGCUGGAGGAAAAGGAAUUGCUCCUGCUAGCCCUAUGCUUGGGAAUGCAAGCAAUCCAAAUAAAGCUGAUAUACCUGAGCGUAAAAGAAGUUCUGUUACACCCAAUAGCAACACUACACCUGGAGCUAUGACACGGCGAAACACUUAUGUUUGUAGUGAACGAACUGCUGCAGACAGACACUCGGUAAUUCAAAAUGGCAAGGAAAGCAGUACCAUUCCUGAUCAGAGAACACCAGUUGCUUCAACUCACAGUAUCAGCAGUGCAACAACACCCGAUCGUAUCCGAUUCCCAAGAGGAACUGCCAGCCGUAGUACUUUCCAUGGUCAGCUUAGAGAAAGGCGCACUGCCACCUAUAAUGGACCCCCUGCGUCACCUAGUUUAUCUCAUGAGGCAACACCACUUUCACAGACACGAAGUAGGGGCUCCACUAAUUUGUUCAGUAAAUUGACUUCAAAGCUGACUAGAAGAAACAUGUCAUUCAGGUUUAUCAAAAGGCUCCCGACUGAAUAUGAGAGGAAUGGGAGAUAUGAGGGCUCAAGUCGUAACGUGGCUGUUGAUCAGAAGGAUGACAGCAAGGAAGCCAAACCCCGUUCACUACGAUUUACUUGGAGCAUGAAAACUACCAGUUCAAUGGAUCCUAAUGAUAUGAUGAGGGAAAUUCGCAAGGUCCUGGAUGCCAAUAAUUGUGACUAUGAACAGAGGGAACGUUUCUUGCUUUUCUGUGUCCAUGGGGAUGGCCAUGCAGAAAACCUUGUGCAAUGGGAGAUGGAGGUGUGUAAGCUACCCAGACUGUCCCUGAACGGAGUUCGCUUUAAACGGAUAUCGGGAACAUCCAUAGCUUUUAAAAACAUUGCUUCCAAAAUUGCCAAUGAAUUAAAGCUGUAAUGAGAAGAGCAAUCGAGUUUGUAAAUUAAGUAGCAAAUUCAAGUGUUUUUGUUUUGUUUUUGAGGACACCAAUGGUCAUGUAUAGAAUACUUAGGGCAAUAACUUCUGCAUCUUCUGGAUCGUGAUAUUAAAACAAAACAGUUCAGACAAGCUGCUGAGCUGGGAGGGAAGUUGGACUCUUUUUUUAUAAGUGCACUACAGCAUUAAAGUUGCCUAUGUAAAAUAUUCCCUUCUGCUUUAUUUCCAUUGCUUUGAGUCUUGACAAACAAUCUGAAACACACCAUGUAUACAUUUGGAUAUUCCUCCUGUUGUGUGGAUGUGUGAAUGUACAGUAUGUGUGUAUAAUUAUAAUAUAAAAGUAUUAUAUGUAAACAAUUCAUUUAUAGCAUCAGAACUGUAUCAGUACCUCUUCCAGGUUAAUUUUGGUGCUAAAAUUGAAAUGGCCAAGGUGAAAGCCCUUAAAAAUACUAAAUAAUCGGUAAACACAAGUUUCACAGUUCACUGUUGUGUUUAAGAUUAUGAAGGUUUGGGUUUGUGGGUAUGAACAUUAUUCCUGUGUUUUUUAAAAUUAAUUUACAUAACAUUUAAAUCCCCCCCCCAAUCAUUCAUUCUUUUCUUUUGCCUAUUUAUUAUUAUUUAAGUCUGAAAUCAGUUUAAAUUACAUAAUUAUGAUAAUGAAAAUUGUCGGGGAAAUGCUUCAAGGUUACAUGUUUUUUCCUUUGCUAAAUUGGUUGAGCAUUUUAUCCUCACCUUUUUUUUUCUAGUACACAUUAUAAUUUUACUUGAAAAGUUUGUUCUCAACUCCUAUUCAUUUCAGUGGAGCUGGUGCAGAGAAAAUUUGUUGCUAAUGAAAUACUGUAGAAACAGCCUGAACAAUUGAUAUAAAUUUUGCAUUUAGGCUACCUUAUAAUAAUGUAUUUUGAAGUAAAAUAACAUAUUCAGGCAUUUCUAGUGUGAAAAAAAAUCCUAUGGCAAAAUAACUGGGCCAGAUCAACAAAACAAAAGAGAGAAAAUUCUUGAAUUCCAGUAAUUUAACUUUCUUGUAUGUAUUGUCAAUGACUGAUAAUGUUAAUCAUAAACAAAACACUAUCAGCAUAGUUUAUAAAAGUGAGAAAGUAUGACCUGUCCAGUCAGAAUUUAUAUUUUAUUUGGUCUUUCCCAAUUGUUUGCUGUCCAGAUUUUAAAAUUGGUUAUGCAGGCUGGGAAUUAUGGGAAUGGUAAAAAAAUUUUUUAGCGAGAUUAGAGGAUUAAGUCUAUCUCACAUGUUUCAAUUUUGUCAGAGGCUUAAACUUCCUUAAAGCCUUGUUGCUGGUCCAGUCUUCCUUUAUCAUCAAUUGCAUCUAUAUAGCAAAUUCUGCCCUUAGAGACAAAAAGCUGUUGAAAACAGGGUGGGUGGGUGGAGAGGUUUUUCUGCCAAGUGACAUGGUAGCUCAUAAUUUUCAUUUGGAAAUGCUUCUGUAAAUCCAGACAGGUUUAUAUGCUUUCUUGCACAGCUUCAUAUUUAAAAAUAUUUUAGUCACAAUGCACUGGAGUUUAGAAGGGGGUUGUAAAUGGCUUAAAUCUUUGUUGUUAUGCUGGGUACAUAACUCCAAUCCCUGAACCUUUAUCUAAAUUUCUAUUUUCUAAGCUUGUGACAAAGCUUCAGACAUUCAGUGUAAUUAUGAUGACUAAAACACUUUUCAAGAAGGCUUGCUGAUCCUGCAUUGCAGGUGAUACUAAACAAUUUUAGGGUGUACUCUACAUGAAUUGGCUGUAACUAUCUGCCUUUUUCAAACUGCUAUCUCCACUGCUGGUCCUUACUAAACUGGAUAUGAUUUGUCUAAAUCAAAUCAUAGGAUGAUAUAAUCAUCUUCUGCUGACUGAAUCAAUGCCUUUUGAUUCAAAUUUGAUAGGAGCUUAAAUUAUCAUGUUAAUGAUAAUUUUAGAUAUUAGAUAUAUGGUCUGGCAAAAAACUUCAUUUAAAAUGUAGUGAAUUGAAUUAUAAUAUUUCAUUUGGAGGCAUCCAACUAAAAUUCAAUCCAGAACGGUAAUACAGAAUACUGAAUGUUCCAGACAUUUUUCAUCUAUGUGUAAUUCUCCCUUGAAACUUUGUAAAGAUGUUAUAUUAAUCCUACAUUGCUGUAGUAUAGCACAAAGUGACUGAAUUUUGUUUUUGUUUUUGUUUUUUAAAAAAGAAAAGAACAGUAUUCUGUAUAGAGAUAUAAUUAUAACAAUUGUUCAACAGUGGCCGUAGCAAGUACUGAUUCUCCAUUUUGUCAAAGCAAUAAAUAACAUUUCAGGGCAAUUCUUUAAAAUUUCAGGUGAGUAUCAUCUGUCCUGUUAUCUUUCCUGUUUAAAUCUUUUUAAGCUAAUUGAACUUUUUAAUGCAUAAAAAUUGCCCAUUUUUAUAUUGUUCUGAAGAGAGACAGGCCAAAAGUGAGAAGUAAAAAGGAUGUUUCAAGAUGAUAAUAUAUAUUCUUUAGAGUCUGCAGACUUGCUGAAUGAGAUUUUACCAUGUUCAUAAUUUCUGUGCUGAAAGGUAUUCUGCAAUACAAACCUUCCGGUGAUGCUAUAGGUUUUCUAAUAAAUUUGUCAUCUGCCAUAA
This is a messenger RNA of Pantherophis guttatus, 5847 nucleotides long. It is a transcript of the gene MARK3, whose product is annotated as microtubule affinity regulating kinase 3. Gene Ontology annotation, biological process: microtubule cytoskeleton organization; protein phosphorylation; intracellular signal transduction. Gene Ontology annotation, molecular function: ATP binding; tau-protein kinase activity. The record is from RefSeq and is a predicted model, not a curated record. Gene Ontology annotation, cellular component: cytoplasm; plasma membrane. NCBI's taxonomy places the organism in Eukaryota, Metazoa, Chordata, Lepidosauria, Squamata, Colubridae.